Molecule: messenger RNA, 1757 nt
Organism: Salarias fasciatus (jewelled blenny)
Lineage: Eukaryota; Metazoa; Chordata; Actinopteri; Blenniiformes; Blenniidae
Gene: tmem268
Product: transmembrane protein 268
Exons: 9
Coding region: 207-1286 (359 amino acids)
Source: RefSeq, a predicted model, not a curated record
GGGAAGCGGUGAGGCUCAGAGGCAACUUCACUUCAAAAUGUGAAUUCUGAAAGUCAUCAGCGCCUGCUCCUGAUGGAAGUACAAACGGAGCGAAGGAACAAAGGCCACAAAAAAGAGCGAGGAGGAAAUCCAGCGGUGACACAUCUGGGCGAUAUGAUGGACUUUCAUCUGAUGCGUAGCCGUAGGACGUGACGACCACUGAGACGAUGGAGGACGACCCCGAAGCUCACCACCCGACGGAGGAGGACACUGGGGUGGAUGUUCAGAGCAGACAGACUAAAGCUGAGCCGGACAGCAGCAGCAGCAACACAGCCAGCUGGUUGAAUGGUCAGUGCGUUCUGGCCAUGCCGAGUCGGUCCAUGUUCAACCCGACCUUCGAUCUGUCUCUGUGCCGCACCGUACUGGAGCGAGACGGCUUUCAGAUUCCCGUGGCGGACAUGGAGGCUCCCCUGAGGGCGGCUCUGGAGGUCCCGGCCGUCAGGAGAUACAUGGUUUUCAACUCGGCCAUCUUUCACUUCAUCAUGGCUCCGGUGCUGUAUAUGGUGGUGUGGUGCGCCGUCUUCUCCACCCUCCACCUCUACAUCGCCGUCAGUGACUACUGGGUCCUCUGUCUGUCCGUCAGCCUCGUCUCCAUCUUCCUCACCUCCGCCAUCAUCUUCAUCCUCCACCGCAGCAACAAGGAGAUCAACCUGAAUUUAGAUGUGCGGUUAGUCCAGGUGAACGAGAGGAUGGCGAAACACAAGCUGCUGGUGGGAGUGGCCGACUGGGUGCAGAACUGCACUGGAAGCAUGAAGUUGUACUUUGUUUAUUGGGACAUGUCGCAGUGUUUGAGGGCGCUGACUGAAACUUUAGAGGAGCAGAGCUUCACCUCGUCCGACAUCCAGAAAAAAAUGAAGAAGAAAAUGUCACACCUGGUCCUGGUGAGUGAGGUCGGUGGACAGGAGGAGCCGCAGGAGCAGCAGGAGGAGCAGGAGGAGCAGGAGGAGGGCGGCGAGGAGGAACAGAGACCCCUGCUGAGAAACCAGGACGCAGGCUGCAGUACCACGUCCAGCCAGCGGGGGAACUCCGAAGUCACCACCAGCUACAGCCUCGUCCCUGAUGUGACUUUACCUGCUCAGGAAAGAGCGUUCCAGCUUCUGAUGACCUACAGCGCAGCGUACGUGAAGCUGCUGGUGUCGGAGAGGCUGCCCGGACAGUCACACCACCAUCUGCCCCUCCAGGGGAACCACUGCUCCACCGCGCCGCUCUGCCUCUGCCAGUACCUCAAGAAGAAGAUCCUCCAGUGACUCAGCUGCAGACCAGGAAGUGAGGGCCGCUGGGACUUCACGGCUCUCUGUGGGUCCUCAGACUCAACAGAGUCCUUGAUUCGAGGCUAAAACUCUGGAUUUUUGUGUCUUCGGCCAUUGGACUGCUGCUCCUCGACCUCGCCGAGCGUUUGCACCACCUGCGUGUUUGCUCAUUUGCACGUUGCCAAACUGACGACACAGGUCCAGCUGCUGUCGAACAAUAUUUAUACUCCUGUACACACAACCGCCACAAACACAGUCUCUGCUUCCUCAUGUCUAAAUUAUUCCCACAUUGUAAAUAAACACAGAUUGUGGUGAUCUGAUAUGCUGUAUAUUCCACUCCCAUGCUGUUCUUUUGCUUGUUUACUUGAGGAAAAAUGGUUUUCACUUGAAAAAUUCCCAUUUUUUUUUAAGCCUAGACUUCACUGUACACGACAGAUUUUUCUAUUAAACUCAAGGUGUUGUCGAACA